Molecule: messenger RNA, 2811 nt
Organism: Empidonax traillii (willow flycatcher)
Lineage: Eukaryota; Metazoa; Chordata; Aves; Passeriformes; Tyrannidae
Gene: BEND2
Product: BEN domain containing 2
Exons: 12
Coding region: 196-2250 (684 amino acids)
Molecular function (GO): DNA binding
Source: RefSeq, a predicted model, not a curated record
CCCCGCGCUCCCGUUUGCCGGGCGCGCCCCCGCGCGCAGCCGCACUGCCCCAAAACACUUCGUCGCUCACGUCGGAGGAGCCGCUUCCGUUUCCAACGCCGCAUUCCGGCCACACCUGUCCCUGCCCGUGCCCGGCUCGCUGCGCCGCCCGACCCGCUCGGAGGAGGACCCCGCGCCCUGCCGCCCCGUCAGGCCAUGUCCGAGGAGGAUUACAUAUGUGUGAAGUCUGAAGAUGAUGUUGAAGCAGUGAUUAUGGACCACGGAGAACACGGAUUGUCUACAGAAAGCUGCAUGUCAGUUGAACAAAACUGUGAAGCAAACAGUGCUAUUCACCACGUCCGUCAACUUGCCUAUGGAGGCGAAGGCUUACCAGUGCUAACUGAUCAAAUGGCGUCACAAAUGAGCCGUUCUACGAUGAUGCAGAGAGGAAACAGUCACAGCCCUGAAAAAGUGGAUUUUGUGGUUGUGCGUAAUAAAAGAAAACGAAUUUGUCCUACUGUAGUGGAACAGAACGUGAUGAGAACCAGGGAAGAAGAAUAUGAAGAUAGUGACAGCGUCAUUUAUGAGUAUGAACCAGACUAUGAACGUGAGAGUAUUGUAUCUGAAGCUUCCUAUGCUGGAUAUGAGCAGAUUACACUUAUGGAGGUCCUCAGUUAUUGCCAGGCCAUGUAUGAUGCCAUUCAGAAAUUGGAUAAAAAAUUUGACAUGCUUCAUCGAAAGGUCUCAGAAAUGCAGCAUACUCGUGUAAAGCCACUGUUGCUCAAACCUAAACCAGUUGGAUUUACAUACAGAAGUUCCAGUCAUUUGCCCCAAGGAAAAAUAAGAGUACAAAAGUCCAUGGAAAGGGACUUAAGUCUUCAUCUCUCUUCACCAGGCCAGGGAAGGCGUAGUCCAAUUGUAAGGGUUCCUUUACAAAAUGGCCAUGCUCAAGUCAAUUCCACAGUAAAACAUGCUCAGCAGAGUUUUCAGUUUGAAUCACAGCAGCCUGUUGGUAGGCAGAGCCCACCACUCCCCACUAUAGUUUCAACACAUUCAUUGCAUUCAUCAUACACAGCAACUAAUGAGAUGCCUGACCUUUCACCACAAUCAAAUCUUGCACCCAGUAUUGUGGAAAGUACUGUCAACGUUGCAUCUUCACCAGUGGCAUCAUCAACAGUGCCAGCACCAUCUGAGCCCAGUCAAGAAAAUAAUGCUGUGGUAGAGAACUGCAGAAACGCAUCUGGGGAUGUGAAUAUCAGUGAAGAGCUACCAUCUUCCUCAGUCUUCAUUGACCCUAGCCUUGAGUUUGUUGGUGACCCAGUGAGAAAUGUGAAAGUUCUUGGAAACGAUUUGGUGAAGGCUCGGCAAAAGACUAAACCGAAGUACGCCGCGCGCCACCUGGUUCGUGUCCUGUUCCCCAAGAAAACACUGCUAUGCAGCGUUAUGGGAGCGAGCGCACGAGGGCGCAGGACAUUGGAUCCAAACAAAAUUGCUGCAAUAAGAGAAUUUCUGGCAGCUAACUUUCCAACCUAUGAUUUGAGUGAGCAUGGAAAAGAUUGGAAAACCUGUAUCACAAAUGUCAACUCUAUGAUCCGCUGUCUACGCUCUGAAACAAAAACAAACUCAGGAGGUUCUCUGAAGAAGACAGCUGAAGGGAAAGAAAAAGUGACUGAUGCUCCAGAUACAUCUCAUUGUGUAGAUUUAAGUCAUAAUGAAGAUAGUGGAGGCAACUCACAAAACUGUCAGAAAAUGACCAGCUCCACAACUGACACUUCACGGAAUUCAGGAUUGGAUAAGUUUCCAGAAGCUUUCUACACUUCUUCAACCAGGAAACAGCAGUCUUUGGAACCUAUGGAACCUCUUGGGAGCCCAUGGCGCAAUGUCCAGUUGCCUUUCUCAGUCAUUUAUGUAGCCAAGGGGAAGACACGGCCGGAGCUGUCAGCUCGCUACCUAAUUCGUCAUAUGUUCACUGAAGAUGUGCUGGUAAAAAGCAAUGUAUAUGGUAGUCUUGAUCGUGGCAUGAGCCCCCUGGAUUCUAACAAAAUUAAUGCUCUCAGAGACUUCCUUCAAGAGAAUUUUCCAUCCUUUGAUCUAAAUGAAAGUGGAUUUGAUUGGAAGGCAUGUGUGGCUGCCAUAAACAGCACAAUCCGCAGUCUCAGACAUGAGCUUAAAAAGGCUACGGUUGGAAUGCGCCAGAGAGCCCUGGCAGGGCUGUCAUCGAGUGCAGAGUCCUCCAAGGAAUCCCGCUUCAGUAAAGCCAAUGAAAAGUAGCACUUGUCAUGUCAUGGAUUGAAGCCUUCUACAUCUGUCUUGAAUCUUAAUUCAUCAGGUUUUUAUAAAUUCUAUGUAGAAGCCUGUAAAAUUGAGUUGUCCCAUUAAACUGAAUUGUCGGCAGUUAAUAGUAUGGCUUCAUGAGACCAAAGUUAGCAGAAGACUUGGGAACCCUAACUCCCUCUGUAAGUAGCAUUUGUGCUCCUCAGAAAUUACUUUCACUGUUCCCUGUAGCAUUUGCAAUGUGGUCUAUCUUAAAAGCAUCUUUUCAUGAUUCAUUGAAUCUGAAAGAUUAUUCUGAUUAGAAAAGACACACUGUGCAUCAGGUCAGCAGAAGCAGAUGGAAAAGAGGAGAAGAAAGAAUGGUCCACCCUGGAGGAUGAAUCAUAGCCAGCUAAGUUAUCUAAGUAUGUGUGAGGAAUGAAAUUUGCUUUGACAAUUGGAUAUUUUAAGCAAAAAUAUCAGAAAGGAAAAAUAUGUUUAAUUGCAUUUAGUUAACUUGUAUCUAGACUUGAUCUUGGAGGUGUUUUCCAACCCUAAUGAUUCUAUUUGCCUCCUGUA